UCAUUAUUAUUUUGGAAUUAUUAUAAAAGAAUUUGGGAAUAAUGAACAGAGAAAAAACAGGAAAAAAAGGUCCACCAAAAACUCCACACACGUUCAAUCAUCAUCUUCAACCCCCUUCUCUAUCACCUAGUAAACCACACACGCUUACACUACUCAUCGAGCAGCCGCAAGAGUUGAAUUAAGCUCUCAAUCCUCAAUCGCUGCAAGUUCAGAGGAACGGUUUGCUCUUCAAGAUACGAACACCCAGCUUUCGAUGAAUCAAAUGCAGCCGUUUUCCGGAGUAAUGAGACCCGCGCACCACCGGAGAGCCCACUCGGAGGUCAAUUUCCGGCUGCCGGAGGAUAUGGAUCUGGCGUCGGACCCAUUCGACGCGCCGGCGGGGAGUUUCGAGGAGAUGGGAUCCGAGGACGAUCUGUUCUCCACCUACAUGGAUAUGGAGAAGCUCGCUGGCGGCGGAUCUGCAAUCGGAGACUCUGUUUUCGACAAUGAUGGCGGCGGGACGGUGGAGGAGGCGGAGAAGAGUGGCGAAGGCGUGUCUAGGCCGAGACACAGGCACAGCAACUCGGUUGACAGCUCGAGCUUGCUGUUCAAUGAGAGUGGUAUCGAAGCUAAGAAAGCUAUGGCGCCGGAGAAGCUGGCUGAGCUGUGGUCUGUUGAUCCUAAGCGGGCCAAAAGGAUUUUGGCAAAUCGGCAAUCUGCAGCUCGAUCGAAAGAGAGAAAGGCACGUUAUAUAUCUGAGCUGGAGAGAAAAGUUCAGACCCUUCAAACUGAGGCCACAACUCUCUCAGCUCAACUCACUUUGUUCCAGAGAGAUACAUCUGGGCUGGGUAAUGAGAAUACAGGGCUUAAGCUUCGGUUGCAAGCCAUGGAACAGCAAGCUCAGUUACGUGAUGCACUUAAUGAGGCACUGAAGCAAGAAGUGGAGAGACUGAGAAUGGCCGCUGGAGAAAUAUCUUCCACAAACGACACUUUCAGUUUAUUACCUAUGCAGCAACUCUCUUACAACCAAUCGACUUUCUUUCCACAUCAGCUCAAUGAUUAUUGUAAUAUUUCAAUGCAGCACUUUUCGAGUUUUCCCGACUCGUCACACGAGGACCCUCUCGGGCGCUUUCAGGGCCUCGAUAUCGGCAGUCGGGCCCCGCACCUUGUUAAAUCCGAGGGCCCAUUUAUCUCUGCAAGUGAAAGCAACACAGCAUUCUGAACCUAUCUGGUGUUGUUAUGAAAAUAUAACUGUUUCUAGAAAGUCUACUUCGUUUUUUUACCUGUUCAUAGACUGACUGACGACUCGUUUUUUAACAUCCGAACCAUCAGCAACAAUUCUCAUUUUUUUUUUUGGUUGGGUGAAAAUAUUUUAUUUUCCAUUUUUGUUUCCCUUUGAGGUGUUUUUGGAUUGGCAUUCUCAGCUGAAAGUUUUAGUUUUAUUGUUUUGCUUCACUUGUUGGGUGAAGCUUUUUGUUAAUGGAGGAGGGACCCAGGUAGUUUUGCUGUCUGGUCUGUCUGUUGUAAUAAGACUUCUAAACAUUAAUUUAGAAUUUUCCCUUUUUUUUUUUUUUUU
Striga asiatica is the source of this 1555-nucleotide messenger RNA. NCBI's taxonomy places the organism in Eukaryota, Viridiplantae, Streptophyta, Magnoliopsida, Lamiales, Orobanchaceae. The record is from the annotation of a GenBank genome assembly.